AUGAUCAGUAUCAUUAGUAUCAUCAUCAAUAUCACAAUCAUCAUCAUCACCAUUACCACAAACAUCAUCACCAUAACUAUCACCAUCAUCACCAUGAUCAUCACUGUCAUCUCCAUCAUUAUCACCGUUACAACCAUCAUUGUCAACAAGGCUAUAUACAUCAUCACCACCAUCCUUUUCAUCACCAUUACAAUGAUUAUCAUCAACAAUAUCACCCUCACCAUCAUCAUCAUCCUCACCAUCAUCAACACCACUAUCAUCAUUGCCCUCAUCAUCUUUAUCACCAUCACCUUCACCUUCACCAUCACCAUCACUAUCAUUGCGGCCAUGGAGGUCAAGGAGUUUUGUCUGGAUAAAGAGAGGAGCCCAGAGCCCUGGGAGAGAAAAUCCCCAGGGAAGCCCGGGGACAAAGCCAAGUUCCGAGUCGCACACAUGACACAGCAUUAUGCAGGGGUCUAUUCCUGUCACUACCACAGCCCUGCUGGCUGGUCAGAGCGGAGUGACCCCCUGGAGCUCCUGGUCUCAGGUGAGUCUGGGAAGCCCUCCCUCCUGACCCAGCAGGGCCCCAUCGUGGCCUCUGGACAGAGCCUGACCCUCCAGUGUCGCUCUGAUGUCGGCUAUGACAGAUUCGUUCUGUCCAAGGAGGGGGGAUGGGACCUCCCCCAGAGUCUUGUCCUGCAGCCCCACGCUGGGCUCUGUCAGGCCCACUUCCCCCUGGACACUGUGAGCAGCUCCCACGGGGGCCAGUACAGAUGCUAUGGUGGAUACAACCUCUCCUCUGAGUGGUCAGCCCCCAGUGACCCCCUGGACAUCCUGAUAGGAGGAAAACUGCCUGACAGACCCUCCCUCUCGGUGCAGCCAGGCCCUAGGGUGGCCUCAGGAGAGAAUGUGACCCUGCUGUGUCAGUCACAGAGCCCCACGGACACAUUCCUUCUGUCCAAGGAGGGGGCAGCCGAUCCCCCUCUGCAUCUGAGAUCAAAGCACCGAGCUCAGCAGUACCAGGCAGAGUUCUCCAUGAGUCCUAUGACCUCAACCAACGGGGGCACCUACAGGUGCUACAGCUCACACAGCACCUCCCCCUACCUGCUGUCACUCCCCAGUGAGCCCCUGGAGCUCCUGGUCUCAGGGGAUCCUGUUAAUAUCACCCCAUCAGUGCAAACCCCAAAUUCCACAAGUGGACCCCAGGUCCCAGACUACACAGUGGAGAAUCACAUUGCUAUGGGCCUGUCUGGAUUGAUCCUGGUGGUACUAGGUGUGUUGGUGUUUCAGGCGUGGUACAGCGAGAGAAGGUCCCCAGGGGUAAACUGAAGAUGGAGCACACCCAUUCCUCAGGAAUUGUGAC
Messenger RNA from Myotis brandtii (Brandt's bat), 1342 nucleotides. RefSeq names its product leukocyte immunoglobulin-like receptor subfamily A member 4. Gene Ontology annotation, biological process: cytokine-mediated signaling pathway. NCBI's taxonomy places the organism in Eukaryota, Metazoa, Chordata, Mammalia, Chiroptera, Vespertilionidae. The transcript has 7 exons. Gene Ontology annotation, molecular function: inhibitory MHC class I receptor activity. The coding region runs from base 1 to 1308 and encodes 435 amino acids. The record is from RefSeq and is a predicted model, not a curated record.